GAGGAAAAGCAGGAGUGGUGGGAAUCCGUCAGUGAUUUCUCUCUGGCCCAUGAUGUGGAGAAGAAGCUGCAGGAUCCUGAAUACCUGGCUCACUACCGCAGGAAACGAGUGAGCAGUCUAAGCACCGAGAGGAACGUAGAAACACUGGUGGUCGCUGAUAAGAUGAUGAUGGGUUACCAUGGAGAGACCAGUAUUGAAUCUUACCUCCUCACUCUCAUGAACAUUGUGGCCAAUCUCUACCAUGAUGGGAGUAUAGAGAAUGCUAUCAACGUUGUCGUCACCAGGAUGCUGCUCCUUACACAAGACCAGAGAAACCUGAGCUUGAGUCAUCUGGCUGGUAAAUCAUUGCAGAGCUUCUGUGAAUGGCAACAUGCCAUGAAUCCAGCUCCGAACCACAACAUGAACAUCUCCAACGAUAUGCUAGUCUUUCCCAACCAUGAUAAUGCAGUGCUUAUUACAAGAUACGAUCUUUGCAUGAGAUUCAACCAGCCUUGCGGCACAAUUGGUCUUGCUCCUGUAGGUGUGAUGUGUAGACCAGACCAGAGCUGUAACAUCAAUGAAGAUACUGGACUAGCUACAGCAUUUACUAUAGCACACGAGAUAGGUCACAAUUUUGGUAUGAAGCAUGAUGGAGAUGGGAAUGCCUGUGGAUCAAUGGGAGGUAUCAUGGCGGAUCAGAUCACAGAGAACAGUGAUCCAUACUCCUGGUCUGAAUGCAGCGCUCAUUACAUCACAUCCUACAUUGAGUCGGGGAAGGCGAUAUGUCUUGACGAUGUUCCUCAGCUGGCAGACUACUGGUUACCUACAGCCAUGCCUGGUGAACUGGUGGAUGGAAACCAACAGUGUCAGCUCCAGUAUGGCCAGGGUGCCAAGGCAUGCAAUACCAAUAAUAUAUGUCGGGAGUUGGCUUGUCAGAAGCCAAACACAAGGGCUUGUUGGAGAACAGGAACUCCUGCUGCAGAGGGGACUCGAUGUCAAACAUCAAUUAUAUCAGAAGGAUGGUGCUAUCUAGGAGACUGUGUAGAGUAUGGGACUAGACCUCAAGCAGUAGAUGGUUCCUGGGGGACCUGGUCUUCAUGGUCAGAGUGUUCCAGGACCUGUGGUGGGGGAGUCUCAAACUCAGAGAGACAGUGCAAUAACCCAGAGCCCAGAAAUCGAGGCCAGUACUGCACAGGAGAGAGAAGUAGAUACAGAUCAUGUAAUACCAAUGAAUGUCCUGAAAACUCGCGAGAUUUUCUUACCGUCCAAUGUUCGUCCUUCAAUAACGAGGUUUACCAUGGUCAGUUCUAUACCUGGGAGCCUUACGUGAGUCCCAACCCUGAGCCUUGUCAGCUCUCCUGUGUGUCCUCUGGUGGGAACCAUCUCAGGAGGAUACCCAAGGUGGUAGAUGGAACCAGAUGCUACUCUGAGAGAUAUAAACCGGAGUCACUCGAUAUAUGCAUCAAUGGAAAAUGCCAUACUGUAGGAUGUGACAAGAUACUAGGCUCUGAAGCCAGGGAGGACAAGUGUCGUGUGUGUGGAGGAGAUGGUAGUUCAUGUGAGACGGUGGGAGGUACAUUCAACGGGGAGCUGGUAGCAGGAGACUAUCAAGAGAUCCUUACCAUCCCCAGAGGGUCGGUUCACAUCAGUCUACAGGAGAUGGCCAUUUCUAGGAAUUAUUUAGCACUAAAGUCAGUGAAUAAUGAUUACUACAUCAAUGCUGAAUGGAUGAUAGAUUGGCCUAAAUCCUACGAUGUUGCUGGAUCUACAUUCAUCUACGAGAGACCAGACGAUGCCCCAGAGACUCUUAGUGCGCUUGGACCAACCAAUCAAGAACUUGUUGUCAUGUUGCUGGUACAGGAGGAGAAUCAUGGAAUCCGAUAUUCCUUCAACCGUCCAGUUACGAGAACAAACCAGGGUGACAGACAGAUGGCCUUUACUUGGGAGAGGGGUGACUGGUCACAGUGCUCUGUUACAUGCGCAGGAGGUGUAUCAAUAUCUGAGAUGCGGUGUGUCAGGGUAGACGAUGAAACUAUUGUUAGUGAUACAUUCUGUGAUCAUCCGAAACCUGAAAGAAGAACCAUCUCUUGUAACACACAGGCUUGUCCUCCAGAAUGGCAGAUAUCUGCCUGGUCUGAGUGUACUAGGACGUGCGGUAACGGAGAGAAGACCCGGACCGUUCUGUGUACCACCAAGGUGACCCAGCAUGAAGAUGAAGUGGUAGAUGAGUCCCUGUGUGAGGAACACAAACCAGCCGAGAUCAUGACAUGUGGGCACAGGGAAUGUCCACCGGUAUGGAUCACCGGACCGUGGGCGCAGUGUUAUCCAUCAUGUGGACCGGGCCAUAAACAGCGUCAUGUGCAGUGUAUGAGCAGUGAUCGUAGACAGACCUACUCACACAUCAUGUGUAACAAAGCAGACAUGCCAGUCUACAGGAUGCCUUGUAACCUAGGAGAUUGUCCUCCACCUAGGUGGAUUGCUGGAGAUUGGAGUGAGUGCAAUACACGAUGUGGUAUGGGUCAGACGAACCGCCCUGUCAGCUGUAUGGCUCAGAACGGUGUCAUCCUUCGAGAUCAGAACUGCCAUGCUUCGGAGAGACCAAGCAGGCAAAAGCAGUGCGAGAGUCCAUGUGGUACAAUACCAGCACCACCAGACAGUUGCCAAGAUGCAAGCUCAGUCACAUACUGCCCUCUCGUCAAGAAAUUCAGGUUCUGCAACAACGAAUACUUCCGAAAAAUGUGCUGCAGAACGUGUUCCAGCUGAUAGGGUGGGUGUCGAUGUCAGGUGGUGAAGUCAUGUGACUGAUCAGGUGACAUGUAGAAGGAUGCAGCAAGAACUCUCAUGAAUUAUGCAAAUUUCUUCCAUCCAACACUAUGCAGCAUUCUUUGUCUAUGUAUUUUGUAAGAGGGGAGGUAUGUAACCAAUUAGGCUUUCAUUCUAUUAUAUGUCAUGUGACUAUAUCAUUUUGGUCACCUGAUUUAUUGUUGGUCAUGUGAUGAAUAUGGGACAAGAAUAUUUGACUGCUUGUUUUCUGUGCAGUGUAAUAUGCAACAUGUAAGUUUGAGGGGGGAAGCAGACUGUUAAGAUGAUGAACCUAAUCUGUACUUUCUAUAUUUUUGUAUCAAUGUUUUGCUAUUUAAAAAAAUAUUGCAAAUGAAAAAAAACAUCUGCCAGAUAUAUGAAUGAUAACCAGCAGGUACAUACUUUGCAGGUGCCUUCCAAAAUGCACAGCCCUCCUAUCUCCUUAUACAAAAUAUAGCUUG
Strongylocentrotus purpuratus (purple sea urchin) is the source of this 3242-nucleotide messenger RNA. RefSeq names its product A disintegrin and metalloproteinase with thrombospondin motifs 6. Gene Ontology annotation, biological process: extracellular matrix organization; proteolysis. The record is from RefSeq and is a predicted model, not a curated record. NCBI's taxonomy places the organism in Eukaryota, Metazoa, Echinodermata, Echinoidea, Camarodonta, Strongylocentrotidae. Gene Ontology annotation, molecular function: metalloendopeptidase activity. Gene Ontology annotation, cellular component: extracellular matrix. The transcript is spliced from 19 exons. The coding region runs from base 163 to 2742 and encodes 859 amino acids.